GAGGAGAUGCCAUGAGGGCGGCUCGUUGGGCACGCCGGCAAGCAAGCACCGGGGGAGGAGCGGGGGGCUCACUUCGCCCUCCCUCCUCUGCUUCCUUCGCCGAGGGUAACUCGGGGACCGCCUGCCCGCCCCAUGCGGGCGCCUCUCCCGCCUCCUGCUGGGCCUUGGGCGGCGUGUGCGGGUUCCUUUAAAUGGCUUCAGCCAGAGCUGCCGCUGCCGCUGCUGCCUGCUCAGUCUCGGCUGUGAUGUAAGAAGAGACUUUAGGUGUCUGCGCCGAUCGCCUGACUUCCUCCAGCCCUUCUCCUCGGCUGCCGCUUUCCCUCGCCGUCCUUGGCUGCCCCGCUGCUGGGUGGAGGUGCUGAGCAGCCUCCGCAAGCCGGUCCCGACCUUCUUUCCCUGCCGAGCUCCGGCGGCUGCUGCAGGCGCCCUUGGCCAGGGCAAAGCGCGCGGCUCCUCUCUGCGCUCAGCCUUGGGGCGCGCAGGCAUGGAGAAGAAGGAGGAGGAGUGCAGGGUGCUCUCGAUCCAGAGCCAUGUCGUGCGCGGCUACGUGGGCAACAGGGCGGCUGCCUUCCCCCUGCAGGUUUUGGGGUUUGAAAUUGAUUCUGUGAACUCUGUCCAGUUUUCAAAUCACACAGGUUAUGACCACUGGAAGGGACAGGUGCUAAAUUCAGAUGAGCUUCAUGAACUAUAUGAGGGAUUGAAGCUGAACAAUGUCAAUAAGUAUGACUACGUACUUACAGGCUACACAAGAGACAAAUCAUUUCUUGAAAUGGUGGUUGAUAUUGUCAAAGAGCUAAAGCAACAGAACUCCAAACUGGUGUAUGUGUGUGAUCCUGUGAUGGGUGACACGAAGGAUGGAGAAGGCUAUAUGUAUGUUCCAACAGAUCUCCUUCCAGUUUACAGAGACAAGGUUGUGCCUGUAGCAGAUAUAAUAACACCUAAUCAAGUUGAGGCUGAGUUACUCACUGGUAGAAAGAUACGGACUGAAAAAGAUGCUAUAGAGGUAAUGGAUAUACUCCAUAAUAUGGGACCAGAGACUGUAGUAAUCACCAGCUCAGACCUUCAGUCACCUUCAGGAAAUGAUUACCUGAUAGCAUUAGGAAGCCACAGGAGAACUACAGCAAACGGCACUACAGUGACGCAGAGAAUCCGAAUGGAGUCUCCUAAGGUAGAUGCUACCUUUGUUGGAACAGGGGACCUGUUUGCUGCCAUGCUCCUGGCCUGGACACACAAACAUCCAGACAACCUUAAGGUGGCUUGUGAAAAGACAGUAUCAGCCAUGCAGCAUGUUUUGCAGAGGACCAUCAAGAGUGCAAAAGAACAAGCUGGAGAAGGAAACAGGCCUAAUUCAGCCCAGCUGGAACUGAGGAUGGUCCAAAGCAAAAAGGACAUAGAAAAUCCAGAGAUAAUAAUAACUGCUACUGUGUUAUAAAGGUUGUGUAUCUCCUAACAACGCACAAUGUUAUUGAUGUCCUCAUUUUCUUUCCUGUAAAUUGUAAUGUUUGCCUUAGAUCUGUGACAGAAACCUGACUUCCAUGAAAUAUUGCCCAGCAUAGAUGAGAUCCACUACCAAGCACAUGUGCUGGCCUUGCUUGGAUUAAGAAGGAAAAAAAUAAGUUAGGUGUAUUAUAACUCUCUCCCAGGUCUCAAAAUGGCUGUCAGAUUACUUCAGUCAUGUUAUGAACCCUGGACAUGGGAGAACAAGGUUUCCUGCCUUGCCAAAGACUUUCAGACUGCAUUUGUCAGUGGAAUGACUGGCUGGAGUAUAUAUACUGUGGUAAAGUAUCAGGUGCCAACUCGGUUAUCUUUUCCCUUACGCGAAGAGGUUUGGUAGCACACUGCAAUGUUCAGUACCUCAACCACUCUGGAAUACAAUGUAGAGGAGAUUCAGGGGAAGGACAGGGCAGGGUCUGAAGACAAUUUGCUUUUAGCUACUUUGCAUAGGCCUUAUUUUUACACCACCAUAUUUCCAAGAUCUGCUUCCAUUUCUGUUCUGUGAAUAAAUGCAAGACUCCACUGCCCAGAGGUGCUAAUCCUUUAAUCUCAAACAACCAAAAGUAUCCCAUGUCACUUUUUUGUCGCACCCCCCCCCUUUUGAUUUCUCCAGAAAGAAAUGCAGCUGAGAAAAGGAAAUGAUUCUACCUCUGACAGAAUGUUGCUUGUUUCCAUUUUAUCAAAAGACCUGUAAACUGUAAAUUUCCUUAACUAGUACUUACUAUAACACAUAAAUAUUCCAGUAUAUCUGUUAAGAUUAUGAGAUGAGUGAAAGUCGAUUGUUAAGACCAAUUUACUGUUUAUGAUCAUAGAUGAAGACGAACCCCUUGUGUUCUCUUGCAUCAUUCAGACAGUAUAAUAAAAAAAGAACCAUAUAAUCAGUCGGUCCCACCAAAGGCACAAUACAUUAAACAUUACUGUUGCACAAUCUACAUGCAUUUUCAAGAACAGUUGAGCAGGAAUCCCAUGCAAAUUACUAGAAAUUAAUGUUGGAUAUGCCACAGUUUUGAGGAAUUGCAUCCAAAGUUAUCAGCCAUCCCUGAGUAGAUCAAUUAUCGAGAUAUAACAUAUCUCUCUCUGUGGAUUUUAAACACUUACUUAUAAAAUGUCACUCUUUAAAAAGUUAAUCAAUGCACUUCUGUAAAGAUUAAACAUGCUCCGAAUAAAAAGCCUUGGACUUUAUAAUGUGCAAUAAUCCCUUUAAAGUUAUCAAAAUAGCAUCCAUGCCUUUUAGUUGCCAAUAGUUUCUCUCAGGACUCUGCAUGUUCUAUUUAGAAAUUCAAUCCUGAUAUUCCUAGCUUCCCAUUCUGACUGUAUUUUUCAUGAACUGUUAUGGACAAAUUGAUUUUUAUGUUAUUCCUCUUGACUUGUUUCUUGGGGUGUAACAGGGUAUCAAAGGAAUCCAUGCUUGGAGUGCAUAGCACUCUAAAACAUGUGUAAACAAUGUUCUUCCUUGACACGGAAGCCAGACUUCCUUAUCAUUCUUUUUCUGUUAGAAUGUUUUAAAAUAAGAUUCCUGCCAAUGUGUAAUUCUGCCAUUAAAUGUUUAUUACUUGUUUAUUUAGAAAAUGUAUGUGCCAUAUCUCCAGAGACCUGCUCGAGUCAGAUGGAGGCUAUUUGUAGGCCUUGAAGCACCUUUGUAUGUCUCCUGUACAUCCUCUUAAAAUGUUGACACUUCCAGUUUUCCCUUAUUAAAAUCCUCAAGUUUCCUAUCCUCACAAUUUAAGAACUAAGUUUGAUAGUUAACCCUCUCAGUAUAACCCUCACCAUCAAACAAUUCCUCCAGCUGUAUCAGAGCAAUGUAAUGCCUGCUGAGAUUUUUUAAUACAGAAAAAAACAUUUCUCACAGAAUGUUUAGCCACAGGUUAACAUAAAAGCAGCUUAUAGUUAUGUGUGCAGGACUGUUAGUCUAGAAUUGCCUGAUAGAUAUUUUGAAUGACUGCAUCCCUUGUGUGCCUUCCUGCUAUCUUAUUCCUGGCCACCUCUACCCAGUUUUGAAGCUGAUUUGACUUCUACAAUUUUUUUAGCAUAAUUUAUUCAUCCAGUUAAAGGAGGUGGCUUCAUCAUAGCACAGAUCUAAGAGGAGAGGAGACAUAGUUGGUUCUCUUCCCUUUGGGGAGUCCUGGUUUCUGAUUGUGUUAGAGCUCAUGAAACGGUAAAGUACAGGAGACUUGUAUGGUAUCUCCCCAUUCUUCCAUGUAGCAUUUGAAUAAACCAGCUACCCUAGGUAAUAACACCUGGGCUUCUUAUAAUAGGACCAGGAAGGUAAAUAUAUAUUUUACACAUAUUCCCAUAUUACUUUGAACUAACUCUACCUUUGCAAUAUGCCAUUAGAAUUGGCAUUUACAGCUGAUUUCCUCUGUCUUCCUGUCAGCAGAUGUGAGGUAAACUAUAGACAGAUUUUUAGCAAAUCAGAGAGAAAUAUCUUUAAAAUAUAUCUUUAAAAAGCUGCUUUCCUCUGUCUUCCCAUCAGCUGGUCUGAGGUAAGCUACAGACAGAUUUUUAGCAAAUCAGAGAAAAUAUCUUUAAAAUAUAUCUUUAAAUAUAUAUGAUAAAAACACUCUCUACCUUUUCCCACUGAGUGAUUAAUGUCUGUAAUUUCUGGCAUACUCUGACGAUUAAAAUCAUCCUUUUCAUUAACAUACAUUUAAGUACCAAACUUUACUGCUACUACCUAACUGUCACUACUGCCAUGAAGUAAUUUUUUAGCAAUAAGAACAUGGGUGGCAUAGUACCCACCUGUUCUGUGAGAUUCCAGCCCUUUUCAUGCUGAGAGAGCCAAGCAAAGUUUUCUCAUGGAGAUGUGACAUACACUGCCAUAACCGCAUAUCCAACUAAUUCUUGUAGCUUAGAGGUAUGUCACUAUUAAGCAAAAAAAAAAAAAAUCAUCAUGAGAUCCAUUACAUCACUGAAAGAUUUCUGCUUGCAAAAUGGGGCUUUCCCACAUCAUUCCUGCUGCACCCUCCGAAAAUUCUGCAUGGUCAGAGGGAUUUCCAGGAAUGUCUUGGAGAGGUGCCAUUGGAAAAUGAAAUCUGUUAGAAUUGCGGGCCCCACCCCACAUAAAAGAAAGUGCCUUCUGCUUGCACAAGCAGGGGUUUAAAUACAACCCUCAGUUAAGAAACAGAUUUAAUUUUUCAGUCAACCGAUCAGCAUAACCACUCUUGCUGAUUAUUGAAUGUCAGUGCUGAAUAUUCCAGUGAUAAAGAACUUUAUUUCACUUAUGGCAUGCCAAACUGACAUUUCCAGUGAUCUGUGAAGACUUGGAAACUAAAAUGAUUCAACCUUGUGGUUGGCUGGAUCUAGACCGCAUGUCAACCUAGCUCCUUGGUACACCAUGGAGCUGCAGAUAAUGAAGUAGGAGCUCAGAUGACUAGAGAGAGUUUGGCAAAGUACUCAUGGCAAAGCUGCAAGAGCAUCUUACAGGACAUCUAUAAAAUCCUAUGAGGUAGCAGUGAAGGGCUCUAAAAAAUUUUUUUGGAUAGCUUCCAUUGCAUCAACAAGUUCAUGCCCAGGACAAUUAUUUAGGGUAAUUAGGUCCCUUAUAUCCCUCUCAGAGGGGUCUCAAAAUAUUAAUGAUUCAGCAGCCAGCUGUGAGGCAUUUGCAAGCUAUUCCACAAAGUCCUAUUGCUCUGUCAAGACCUUCUCGCCAAUGAACGAACUGGAUGCCCCUUGGCCAUCUUCAGGUCCUAUCUGGGACAAUUUCAGCUGGCUCCUGGGCUGAUAUUGACAGAGUUUUGGCUGCUGUGAGGCCCACCACUUGCUUCUUAGCUCCAUGCCCAUUAUGGCUGGUUGAGGCCAGUAGUGAUGGAGUACAGGAUCCCUUGGUAGACAUUUCCCAGAAAAGCCCUUAAGCUAACUAGUUGCCCAAAGCAAACAAGUUUCAGAUCUUUAAAAAAAACACAAGGAAAAUUCUGUUUCUAAAAAUGGAAGAGACCAUUGUCAUUACAAGUCCAGUACUGAGGACUGAUAUCCAUCACUACUGUAGAAUCUGAAUCAACGGCCUCUUCUGCACAUGCAGAAUAAUGCACUUUCAAUCCACUUUCACAAUUGUUUGAAAGUGGAUUUUGCUGUUCCACACAGUAAAAUCCAGCUGCAAAGUGCAUUGAGAGUGGAUUGAAAGUGCAUUAUCCUGCAUGUGCAGAAGGGGCCCACGUUUUAAGACAGAACUAUGCUUUUGACUUCAAAGAGUACAACUCUGUUUAGAAUGGCACCAUAAAGGGAGAAUCAUUAAGGAAUACCUUCUUUAUUGUAGAUUUUGUUACUGCUUUGGUUUUGAAGGCAUUUUCUCUGAUACACUUUGUGCUGCACUUAAAUCUGAAUAUUUUAGGAACAUAUAUAAGCAAUACUCUGCAUGAAUUUAGCACAAUCCUGUCAGACUAAUACACACAAGGUUUCAAAUGAUUCUGGGAAGUAGAAACAAGCAUUUAACGUUUAUUAAGCGUUUAUUUCCCUGCCAACUUCACAUUUCAACAUGUUAGUUUAAAGGAACAAGCAUCUCGUAGGGGCCGUGUCCCAUUUACAGACCUAUCUAUAGGGUAGCCUUAGGCUCAAAGAUUUGCAGUCCAUCAAGUUUACCAGAAAGACUUAUACUUCAGAGUACCAACCCCCUCCAAGGUGCCACUACAGUCCUCAUGAUCGCCAAUUCAAGUCUGUGUCUUCUGCCCCAGUGUGUGAAUAUCUGUGCUUUUGCAGAGGAUAGAUGCAGUGGUGGAGAAAAAAGAAAAUAUGGCCAUGUCAGAGUCUGCAGAUAUUUGUACUUCAAAAAACAGUGAGAUGGAUGUCUUUAGAGAGAUUCCACCUAAACAUUUGGAAGAACUUUCUGACUGUCAGGGCUGUUCGACAGUGGAAUUUCCUGCCUUGGAGAAUGGUGGAGUCUCCUUCUUUGGAGGUUUUUAAAUAGAUGAUCAUAUGUCAGGAGUGCUUUGAUUGUGUGUUCCUCCAUGGCAGGGGGUUGGACUUGAUGGCCCUUGUUCUCUCUUCCAACUCUGAUUCUAAGGUUCUGAGUGAAAGAUAAGAUUUUAUUGUAGUGAAUCUUUGUUUACCACAAGCCUCUUGAAUUGUUUUCUGGAGAACCAAACAAAUCUUAGGAUAUAGCCUACUUCUUUCCACUGACCCCACAAGAACAAGAGAGACCCAGCCUGGCUAGGAUUGGGCUCAAAAUAAUGCUGAUUCAUUAAACAAAUUAGUACAGGCAUAAACAACUUGGCCAAUAGGACUAAGCAAAUACUGCAAUAGUUUGUCUGAACAAAAUGGAAAGCUGGCAUUGUCAUAUAGUGUAGCUCAUUUAUGUUUAAUACAUUUUGUAAAGAUUCUCACAAUGUUCCCUUUGCAGCUGUAUUGAUUAUUUUAUUUCCUCAUGGAGCAUAAGGGGCGAAUGUCACAUGCAAAUGCAUGCAACAGGGUCUGAAUCCUAUUCUUAAAAAAAAAGCUUCCGAAAGGGGUGUUUUGAGCAGGGCAGGAAAAUGAUUAAACACCAUCAGCUACUUUACCACUCAAAAUUUCCCCCCUGCCGAAAGCUGUUUUUCUUUAAAAAUAAAUAAAUGAGCAUCAGGCAAUCGUUACAUGCAUUUACACAGGACAUUUAGUUAGCCCAUCAGCAGGACCAAAACUCAUGUAAAAUGAAAUAUCUUCUGAGCUUGAAUCCAGCUUUAUUGUCCCCAUAAUUCUUUCUACUAUUCUUGAGCAUAAAGACAUAUGAUACAAGCAAAUAGAAACUGUCAUGUGUGGAAACUUAAUCACUCCUGCUUUUAACAUGCUUUUACCAAUUCUAUAUUAAAUAUUGAUUUAUGUUUUAGUUAUUUGCCAGAUUGCAUUAAAAUACCAGAAAUCUGUAAUCAGCGCAAUAUAACAAAAUGAAGAGGACCAAGAUUUCUAGCUAAAGAUACUGCCUUGUUAAGAGUAAACUUAUAUGUAUCCUGAUUGGAUAGUGUUAAUUCAUUGUUUGUCUGGUCUGUUGCAGUGAUUGUAAAAGUCUCCUAAUUUGCAAUAUGUGGCGAGAAAGAUUGUAAUAAAAUAUCUAUGUUUAAUAAUACUGUGCAUAACUAUUGUUAAAUCCUAUUUUGAAUAUGUUUGGCCAGUUCAGAACUAAACUAAACAAGAUCAGUUUGAUAGUGUUGAUAAAUCGGGUACUUUUAUUUAAGUUUUAUUGCUAUUGGAAACGAACACUUAUUGUUGGAGGGACACACAUGCAAAUAUCUAAACGAAACUAUGGUAUUACCAAGGGAAGCAUUGACAGAGCCCAUGCAGACGAACCAAACUAUCCCAGGGGCACACUGAGCCCUGUGCACACAUUUUCUUGUGCAUAUUUUUGCUGUGUAACGAAGAACAGGAUCCUGUGCCAGAAAGAAGUGGCUCUGAUGCCAGUCUUGGAGUCUAUGCAUGAACGUUUGUAUGUACAUAUGGCUUCAUGCAAAUAUUCUAUCAAAUGUGCAGUAGAGUAAUUCCCAUUGCCUCCUUUGCAUUACUAAACGUUUGCCCAGGGCUUUGGUCUUCUGUGUUCGCAUAAGUGAACAUUUUAGCACACAUCAAGUAUAUGAUAAAAUGUGUGGAAAAGCGUGACAAAAUAUUAGUGUCAAGAUUCAUAGGUUUCUAAAGAAAUGUUAAGAAGUUAUACUGCAGUUAAUGACAAUGGUAGCUGACAAAUAAGAGAUUCUACCCAGACUAAUUUGUGACAGGUUUAAUUCCUCCAUUUGUGGGAGAUCUUUAUUUCAUGAUUGAAUAAUUUAAAAAUUCCAUCUCAGAAGAAGUCAGAGGGCCAUAGACUGUUGUGAUUAGACAGAAAUACUUCGCAUUCAAAUAUUUAGUAUCAGAAUGGUUGGGGAGAAUGUAUAGUGAUGUCAUUCCUGCAAGAGGGAUUUGACUGUAUAAAUGGAUUCCUUGUUCCCCUGUGAGGAUUUCUUGAAGAAGGAUCUCUGGCUCAGGAGAGCUAAAAACCUCUAGUGGAGAGAGAUGGAAUUAGGUUCUGCAGCAGGAAUUGGUAAACCUCCCCCCCACACACACACACCCCUCCUAUUUCACAGAGCCAAAUUACAUGUGACAUUGGAGUUGUGUGAUUUGGUCCCAAAAGUAGCUGCGGAAUACUAGAGAAGGAAAGGUUAACUUCUCUCCACCAUCUGUACACCAUUUGCUCAUCUGAAAAUAGCCUCACAGAGCUGCUUUUAGUCCAGAUAGGUACCCAUUGUGCCUUCCCUUAACAGAGCUUAAAGCAGCUGAGGAGGGUCAAUUCUACAUGUAGGAAUAGUCCAGGAUAAAGAACUAACCCCAGUUUCCUCAGUACCACAACCAAAGGGGGCCUCUUAAUCCCCCUCAUACUGGUAGUUGCGUUUUAGGGCCAAAUUACAACUCUGGAAUGCCAGUCACAUGUUUGUCACUCCUUGCCUUAAGGCACCUGGAAAAGAGAUACUGUAGGUGGUGUUUAGUCUACUGAUGGUCUAAAUUUUGGCCUGAAUAUUUCUUACUCUCCAGUGUGAUCCUAGUCAUAGAUCAUUCUCCUACCUAGGUCCAACUUCUUCUUGUCCUCCCCAGUUCUUCACAAGGGAGAAUGAAUGUUGAUGGCGCAAAGGCUGAAUCCAGGAGCUUUUUUCUACUGCAUUCUGAAAGAAGCACAUUGCCUAAUUGGAUGCUGCACUGCCUAUGCACUGACUGUAACUGAAAUGUCAUAGAUUGUGGGAAUAAGCCACAGAAUUUUAGCUUAGUUAAAAUCCUAACGUUCUUUGGUUAAAAUAUUCAGUGUAGGCAAGUGCAUUUAAAAUAUGAAGAUAUGUCCUUGGAAAUGGCAUUUACAGGAGAACUAGCAAAAUUAAUAAGAGAAAUGAAAAGAAAGUAUGGCAUAUGCUCUUAUGAUUAUCCCAGUUCUUUCACAGAGCUCUGCAAAACUCUAAUCCUAGUCCUAAAUGAUGCGACCCAUGAUACUUUCCAUGCAACUGAUUUCUAACAUUCCAAGCCUUCCGGCCUAUGUGCUUUUGUGGCAAAAAAAGAUGUAUUCCCAAACUGGAGGUAAUUAAAGGCCAUAGUUUGGAAGGGAAAUACUGUAUUUUCAGAACUAACUACAACAAGGCUGUGCCAUAUGUUAGUAAGUGGAAAUUACAUGUAUUAUUUGCAUAUUGCCUUUUCAUUCCAUUGCUGAUUAGAAUAAUAAUGUGUCUAGGAGAAUGUGGCAUGUAUACUGUGUGUGUGUAUGUUUGAGGUUUUAGUUGUAGUGGGGUAGAAUUUGAGGGCUGGCUGUGCAGGCCUUCAGAAGGGAAAUAAAAUAUAUUUUUAUAGACAGCCGUAUGAUUUUAGGUUUCAGUAGUGCUGUAUCAGCCGCUUACAGGAAUGUCAAACUGCAAGAGAGAAUAAAAGAGUGUGGCUGUACAAUAUGAGAAAGAUAGUUCAAUCAAUCCUAACAGCCCUGGAUGGAUUUAAUAAAUAAACAAAUAAAUAAAGAUGCCUUUGAAAUAUAUUUUUAGCUCUAAAAUAUUAGAUGGAGAAAUAUUUACAAGCAAACUUUCUAUGUAUUUGACAUUUGUGUAGUGCUUUGUAUUGAAAUAAUUGAUCUGUUGUAUGUUUCUAUCUCUUCUUAAUUGUUCUUGGGUUGUAGGGACAAGAAGUAGAUGAUGAAUAAUUUUUAUCCCAGAAAAAAAAUCUCUGUGGUGUGCAACUAUGUAUAAUGUUGGUGGCCUAAUGAAAAAUGUUGUGUUUGUAUACUUUCUGGUUGGCACAUGUGACUUUUAUCCAUUUUUGUAGUAAAGUUUACAUGCUAAACUGUGUAGGAAGAUGAUAAUAAAGUAAAUGAAUUAA
This is a messenger RNA of Sphaerodactylus townsendi, 10272 nucleotides long. RefSeq names its product pyridoxal kinase (gene PDXK). Lineage: Eukaryota; Metazoa; Chordata; Lepidosauria; Squamata; Sphaerodactylidae. Gene Ontology annotation, cellular component: cytosol. The coding region runs from base 485 to 1432 and encodes 315 amino acids. The transcript has 11 exons. The record is from RefSeq and is a predicted model, not a curated record. Gene Ontology annotation, molecular function: pyridoxal kinase activity. Gene Ontology annotation, biological process: pyridoxal 5'-phosphate salvage.